UUUGCGGUGUCCAGGAAUCGGAAGAAGCGUGUAGAGUUGAAGCUAGGACACAAAUUCGGAAACCGGAAGUUAUAUGCUAAUUUUGACACGCAACUGGAACGCGGAUGUACUACUGAAGUAGUAGCGUCUGGUUACCACGGUAACAUUACAUGGCAUAGUAAAAGACAUGGCUCCAAGUCGGCCUCUCUUCUUCACGCCCAGAGAAGUGUCUCGGCACAGCACACUUGAUGAUCUGUGGGUGUCUUAUUUGGGUCGUGUGUAUGAUCUAACUCCAUUGGCUAAAGAGCACAAAGGUGACAUUUUACUGAAACCGAUCAUUGAGGCUGCAGGGAAGGACAUUAGUCACUGGUUCAGUGCCAAGACUGGCGAUAUAAAAACUCAUAUAGACCCACAGACAGGCUGCAUUAAAUAUUUCACACCACAAGGACGUUUUCUGCAUGUGCCACCUUCUUGUCCUCACUCAGACUGGGACAACAGUUUUGGCCGACCGUGGUGGAGGGACACUUUGUAUCAAAUCGGCAUUCUCUCCUCAAAGACCAGGUUUAUACGUAUCAUAAACACUCUAACCUCUCAGGAGCACACAUUGGAGGUAUGUUCUGAGGAAACCAUGUGGGAAAUCCUGCAUCGCUACUUGCCUUAUAACGCCCAUGCAGCUAGCUAUACGUGGAAGUUCUGCGGCAUACCUCUUAACAUGGAUGUAACCCUAGAAGAGAAUGGAAUACAAGAUGAAGAUGAGGAUUUCAAUGAGCUGAACAUGGAUUCAGAUCUAUAUACCUCAUGCAUUCACUUGUAUUUUAAUGAUGAUCUGACUGAAAUGUAAGGGAAAAGUAGGAAUUAGAGCUAAGGCAAUAAGUGUAUUUAACCUUAAUAUUGAUUAAAGUGCCCAUAUAAAAAUAUAGUGCCAGUUAUAAAAUAAAAUGUGUCAAGUUAUUUGUACAUAUAGGUAUACAUCAUUAUGUGCGCAUCAUUUUCAUAUAGAUGUGUGCGUUAUAUUGCUUUCUAGAUAUGCAAUGUAUUUGGCUUCACGGCUGCAUAUAGUACAAUAAGAGGUAAUGAGGAAAUAAGUGCAAAAUCAGUUUUCCUGCAUUAUGGUUUCCACAGUAGAGAGGAAAAGCCUCAUAUUAGCUUAUGAAGUCUUUAGUGCCAAGUGCCAACUGUAUCUCAGGAACAGGGUUUUUUUUUUUUUUUCCUAUUCUUACUGAUUAUGUAAUUCAAAUAAAUAUCUAUAUUUAAAUUA
This is a messenger RNA of Bombina bombina (fire-bellied toad), 1237 nucleotides long. RefSeq names its product cytochrome b5 domain-containing protein 1. The coding region runs from base 167 to 820 and encodes 217 amino acids. Lineage: Eukaryota; Metazoa; Chordata; Amphibia; Anura; Bombinatoridae. The transcript has 4 exons. The record is from RefSeq and is a predicted model, not a curated record.